Lachancea sp. 'fantastica' is the source of this 5919-nucleotide messenger RNA. NCBI's taxonomy places the organism in Eukaryota, Fungi, Ascomycota, Saccharomycetes, Saccharomycetales, Saccharomycetaceae. The record is from the annotation of a GenBank genome assembly.
AUGGAACAUUCUGACACCAAUGGUUUAGUUAAUGCACUUAGUGCUUCUUCGCGGAAGGAGCAUGAGCUUUUGACAUGGACUACAGACAAACUCAGUAAAAUUGACGAGUUUGACGUGCAACCUGCAAAUCACAUCAGAAUAGAACUUCAACAAUUUAUAAAUGACCUUGCGAAUGAUCGGGACUCUUCGCUCACAAUGUCACUCGUAAUGUGCCGGCAGAUUUCGAGCUUGUAUACUUGGAGCAUGAGAAGCGUUGCCGAUAAUGAUUUAUACGAUUCGGCUCUUCAUUUGGCAAGCAUACUGUGUGAAGAAGAUCUGGCGCAGUCAAAGACCAAAAAAAAGAGCAAGGCCAAAACGCAUGUUUACUCACAAGCCAAGUUGUUGAGUGUCGUGAGUCUUACUCUUCUUGUUGAAAGCCAUCCGCAACAACUCACAUCCAUCCUUCCCUUAGUGCUUCCCGAGGUACUUAAAAAUAUCAAAAAAGCACUGGAAAAGGAGAAGUACAUGCAUGCGGUCUAUUUAACACAAUUGAUGUUUUUCGUCUCUGCUGCUUACAAAACUUCAGGGAAUAUAGACCCAGCCAUAACGGUGAAGGUUACCAAAAUUGCCAAGCAUGUUCUGGACCGUGUAAGGACAGAUGAUCAAUCACUACCAAAACCUUUUGUGAAUUCCAUAAUUCGCACAUACACACAUCUUUACAAAGAUUGGAAAUUCGUAGAGUCACAAACAUCAGGCUUGCCACUCGAAUUUCUGAAAACUAGGUUCUUCCUCAGUGGGUAUGGUCUCCAUGGGCUAUCCACUGAUGAGCUGCGCCAAGAGACUAGCAAAUUUCUUGGUGAAAUUUUACACAACUGGUGUUUUCAGAGAAAGUCGAUUUCUUUGAAUGACGCAAUCGGCUUUUUCAGUGAUAUUUUCGUGACGGUCCAAAACCGCUCCGUAAGAGCAGGCAUCUUUGAAGGUUUGGCCCAUUUCCUAGGCCUCACUAUGUCAGAUGAUUGCAAGGUUUUGGAAGAUGGAAUGUACUUAGAGGUUGUUUCAAAGCUUGCGUAUUCAAUCUUCGGAGACCGUUCAAUAAAGGAACAGAAGCUUGACAAUCUUUCCAAAUACAUGAAGUUUUUUGAAUCUCUACACUUGUUAUUUUUGCGCUAUAUGUCUGAGUCAGGUAGGUUGCUCAUGCUGUAUUCGAUAUUCGAUUGUGGAAAGGACGAUUCGAAACGUCUACUCGAAGACAAAGAUGGCGAAGUGUUAUUUCCGACAAUAGUUUUCUUAACUCUCGCCGGUCUUUUAAUGGACGACCUUUCGUCUACCUUUAUCACCAAUAGUCGCAACGUGCUAGUAAUAAAGUCAAAACUGUUAGAGCUGUCGGCCAGUAAUAACUUCCAAAUCCGGGUACAUGCAACCAAAUGCCUGCAAACAUAUCUCACACACGCUCCACACCUAAUAUCUGGUGUUCUUCAGUCAUCUUUGGACUUACUGACCAAUGAACUAUUCUCUGCCUCCAAGUUUUCAUUUUCGAAGUGUCAUGGGUACACGUUCUUGCUUGCAAAUCUUGUUCGGGUUUGCAAUGCUGAGUACGUACCUAGCGAACUAGUGAUGCGAGUGAACAUUUUUGCUACAACAAUUUUGAAAGAUCAUCCACCAAGUGGGGGAUUAACGUCAUACAACAAACAGCUAUUUUCUUGGAUUUUGCUUUGUGGCUUUAUGAAUUAUAGCGAUGUUGAACUUCUCAAAAUCCAAUCAUCCCAACUAUUUCUUUUCUGGAAGGCUAUCCUAACGCACAGUUACUCUUACAGGGACGAGGAUGAACUUUACAAAAACAUCGAGCUAAGGAACCACGCGUUAGCAUGUUUGCUGUCUUACCUUAACCAAAUCGAUCUGGAUGCUGACGUUGCGAAGCAGGUCUUUUUUCUCUUAACGAAAUGCUCUACGUUCAACAACUCUAUUCAACUCAAGAAUAAAACUAUCGAUAACGUACUAUUGCAAAAUGAAAACAGGAUACUUCAAAUUUAUCUUAAGAUCCAUGAGUUUGUCAAGAAAGAAUUCAAUAGUGCUGUUUUAAUCCUCAUUGUCAAGAAUUUCGCAGAUCCUAACUUAUACUAUGAGGGUCGCCUCCCCAUAAGUAACCACACUUCCGCGACUAAAGAAGGAUCGCUGAAACGGGACGUCUCCGAUCCCGAAGUUUUGAACCUCGAGUCUUUGUUACGCGAUGAGUCAGGGUUUGCUUAUGGACUUUCCAGCAAAAUUUACGAUUUUAACAUUGACGAACUGAAAAUAAAGAACGUAAGCGAGCUAGUGCCGAAGAACUUGAAGCCCUGGGAUGGAGGCCGGGAUUACUGGUUCGGUCCUUAUGAGAGUGAAGUUUACACACCAAUUUCGUCCGUGUUGUCGUAUGAUAGUCUCGUCCUUCUGUAUGGGCCAGAUGGCUAUACCAGUAGAGAAAAAUACUGCCCCCGUGUGACGACAUCCAUUGUAAACUCUUCCAUAGAAGUUUUCAGUCUCAUUUUCCCAUUUCUUAACGAGAAAAUUCAGUAUUCCGUUCUGGAAAGCAUGAAUUCUUCUCUAUUCUCCAAGAAGACCGUCACUAUGAGGUCGAUAGCUGUUGCGUCAAAUUGUUGUGUGGCCCUUCUUGGUGGACUCGAAAUAGUCCAAAGAAAUGACAUCAAGUUACAGGUACCUGUUGCAAACUUGAUGCUGAAAAUGCUGAAAGAUAUACCCACUCUCAACGACGAAUUAAUGACAAGACUAAAAGCGGAAUGUGCGGGAUUGAUUAUUGCGUCCACUUCUUCUAUUAAUGAAUCUGAACUAGGUUCCGAGGGCUCGUAUUCCGCUGAGAUAUCAGAUGUGAUGGUUAAGAACAUUUUAGAUCAUGAUGAUCCCUAUUCGAGAGCUUUCAACAUUUUGGGUAUAUGCCGAGGUUUCAAGCAUAGACGCCGAAAGCUCAAUUUUUGGCAUACAUUAGAUCUAGUUGAAAAAUUGAUCAAAGACCCCCACCCAAUUGUUCAUACUUGGUCGGUCGAGGGGCUUUCCUUACUUGUAGAGGGAGUUUCUGUAUUGGACGUGCCCACAGCCUCCAAGAUAAUUUCUCUUCUCGAGUUUCUUAUUGUCAAUGAAAAUUAUGGUAAAAACUCAACUGAGGCUUGGGGCCUAAAUUACAGCUGCAAGUUUGACUCCCAACGUAUUAUUGCGAAAAUCGUUUCUUCAAUAACGCAGAUUCUCGGUCCAGAAGUUAAGAUGCUGUCUCCUACAACCCUAGAGGAGUUCAGGAAUCUGGUUUAUGUUAUGAUGACCUCCUGUGACAGUAUCGAGUGCUAUUAUGGCACUUGUGUCAUCACGAAUUUAGCUGCUUUCAAAAUGCUAGAUAUUGUCGAUCCUAUUUCCUUUACACCAUUGGCUAUGUUGUUUAUGGAGCGAGCUCUUAGUAUAAGUCUUGACUCCCGUUCAGGCUAUGAACUUUUUCCCACAAACGCAACACAUUUUCGUGGAGCGUACAAUAAAUUACUGAUCGAGGCCGUUUUCGAAUUAAUGGAUCAGCUCGUUCGACUAGAUUUGUUUGACAGAACAUUUCAAAAUAUUGAGAACAAGGUGUGGCACUAUUUUUCAGUUUUUCCGGACUGCAAAGCUGCGAAAGCUUUUUUGAAAGAAUGGUUUAUUCACACAUCCAGUUUCGUCUUGCCUUGGCUGGACAAGCUUUACAACCUUUUCUUCAUAACUCGGCAACAGCUCGCGAACUUGACCACGGGCGGGAAAGAAGUAGGACAAGUUGAUCGGAGUACCAAGGCCGAGGAUAGGGGGGCUUUGUCAAGUUCUGAGAUCAUUGACGUGGAAGAAAAGGCAUUUACUUCUGAAUCUGGAACUGUUUCGAAAGUUGACGCGUUGUCGUGGCAGUUCAGGUUUUUUGUGCUAAACCUCAUGGGGAUCUUGUUCUCCGAGGAAUCAAGCAAAAUGCGGGGAUCGACUUUGAAGUCUAGGGUUCCGAAAAUCAUUAAGCUGUGUUUCACGGCUUCGGCUAUGAAAAAUACAGAAAUGAAAAGAAGAGGAUUAGAAUUGUUGGGUGCUGUCAUCGAUACAUUUUCAGCUUCAGAAGAGUCUGUUGUUACAUCGAGUUUAAACGACGAAGAAGCACACAUCGUUAGUGCUUUAAUGCCUGCUUUUGACGAAGGAAGUUCGCCCGCUAUUUUACCCAUCGCGAUAAGUACCUGUGCGCAGUAUUUGUGUUUAUGCUAUUCAGCAUCAAAAAAAAGUUCGAGAGCAGUUGAAAUUUUGGUAGGUUCGCUUGCCGAGGUAAUGGAAAAACCAGACAUUUUUAGCUGUGGAGAGGUCAAUGUCUGCACCUCUAACGGUAAAAGCAGAGUUGAGAUUGCUGUUUUGAACUCUUGGGCUUUGAUUACGCUGGCAGCGGUUGAAAAACAGAAUUUUGGCUUGAUUGAGCUGUCACAACCAUUUUGGAAUACACUAGUUCCCUUGUGGAUAAUAUUUUUGAGGGAAUUUAUCAGUGCUAGAAAUAUUGGAAGAAGCAGUUCUUCGAUUUCAGUUACUGUGGAAGCAAUUGCCACGAAUCAAGAUAUUAUGACAUAUGAGAGUGUAUGGAUUAACCUCACAGAGGCGGUAUGUUGUGUCCACUCUGAAAACCAAGAUAUCUUUUCAUCUUGUCUAUCAAAAGACGAUCUUGAAAGUUUUGUUUUUGUCGUUUAUGCUCAGUCUUUGCAACACUUGACAUUGAAUUUUGAAGACGAAAAGAUCAAGCUGAGAACACUAGAUGGUAUUUGUCAUAUCAUUCAGAUUGAUACAAAAUGUGAGCAGUUGUUCAACGAAGAAAAUAUUGAUGAGGCGGUCGAAGUCUUUGAAAGAGUUGUAUUGACUGGAACAACUCCACAACUAUUCAAGCUCGUUGAUGUGAUUGAAGGUUUGGCUCUAAAAUUCUUCGAGUCAAUGAGCGAAGAAAAUAACUUCAUUGAAAGUGCAGGUAAGAUUUACCUUCUAUUAAGAGUUAUAAUGAUGAUCAUUACUUCCAAAAUUCCUUUUCUUAAAGGAGAUGCUUUAGAGAAAUCGUCUUGUGGCCUGGAUUCUGGAGAGAAAAGGAUGCUGAGCAAAUGCUUUUGUUCGAUAUCUAAGUUGUUGUGCAAAUUUCCGCCAGAGUUCAGAGUUGAUCUCUGCGCCUGUAUGUUGUACAUUGUGGGACAAUGUUUCCAGUCUGAAGAUCAUGAAUCGCUAGCGCCUGUCGUCUUACCCCUUCUCGAACAAAUAAGAAGUAUUGUUGAUCCAAGCCAAGAGGAAAAAGCUCUCGUUGAGAUAUUCUUCAAAGCUGAAAAAAGCAUAAUUCUGACAAAAUUGAACACUGAUGUGAGUUUGUCGGUGCUUUAUUUGCUGAGAGACGUUUCCGGCUCUUUCUUUACAGAGGCUGAUGUGGGGACGAUUGUUGAAAUGUUAUCUUCUAGUUUGUUGAAAUGCACAUGCCCCAAAACGACGUUGGCUUUGUUCAAUGGCUACCUUGAAGAAAGCGGUGAUGUCAUGAGUUUCAGAGAAAUUGUGCGUCGUUACGUCGCGCGUCUUUUUGCUUUCGUUCAAAAUAGAGAGGAAUCGACCGACGUCAAAAGCAUUCAUCUUGCUGUUGAUCUUUUGAUGUCUUUCACCCGCAAUACGUGUGAGAAAAAGACAGAAAUCCAGUUUCCGCUGAUAAGGCUUAUUUUUACUGUGCUGUUAUCGCUCUACGAAGGAAAUUUCGAGCUAAGAAGUUUUGUUGUCUCGAAAAUCACGGAAUUGUUCCGAUUUUUCACUGACGCCUGCAAACUCGUUGUUACACAGCAUCUCGACGAAGAUCAGAAGCGUGUCUUUUCGAAUGUUGUAUCAGCAUCUAGUAAGGCAGACGGUGAAGAUGUGGCGUCGAACCGCAAUCAGAUAGAACUGCGGUCUUUUGUCUAA